CCUAUAAUUAGUAUUUCUCUACAUACUCUUUCUUUCUCUAGGGGUCCAAUUAAUCCUCGUUUUCACAUUAGAACCAACCUCUAUUCCCCUUGAUCAUUAAAAACCACAAACACCCUAUGCUACACCUUUUUCCUAUCUCUAUGUUAGCUUCCAUGGACAUGGAGCCGGAGCCGGAGGAAGAAGAUCUUAACCUAGACCUAUCUCUCCAACCAUCUUCGCCCCCGGAGCCGGCCGGGGUCUUCUCCUGCAACUACUGCACCAGGAAGUUCUACAGCUCGCAAGCGCUGGGCGGUCACCAGAACGCUCACAAGCUCGAGCGGAGCAUCACAAAGAGGAGACGCGAGUCAGCUGCCGCUGCCGCCGCCGCCGUGCGCCCGCACGCGGGCGCAAGCUCCGGUGCGGUCGGUGGGAACUCGAGAGAUGCGCAGGUGGAGUCGGCGAGGGUUGCGUCGACGGAGAGGCAGAAAGGGGAGAAGAGCUACAAUGUGGGACGAUUUGAAACAGGGAUGAAGAAGAGUAAUGAAGAGCUUGCGGGUGAGAUUGAUUUGUCUCUAAAGCUAUGAAUACCAUGCAUGCACUACGUUUGUUUCCUCUUUUCCUUGCUCUUUAUAUUAUAUAUUUUCUUUCCUUCGGAUAAUAUAUAUCACACGUGUAGAUCCCCCUUCCCUACUUAAAAAAAAAACCUAU
Messenger RNA from Ananas comosus (pineapple), 687 nucleotides. Its product is annotated as zinc finger protein 2-like. Lineage: Eukaryota; Viridiplantae; Streptophyta; Magnoliopsida; Poales; Bromeliaceae. The record is from RefSeq and is a predicted model, not a curated record. The transcript has a single exon. Gene Ontology annotation, biological process: negative regulation of abscisic acid-activated signaling pathway. The coding region runs from base 117 to 563 and encodes 148 amino acids.